AUGGUGAACAAUGUGUUCACCCUUAACGGGCACGAAGUUGGCCGCGUCUCGGUGACUGGAGUUGUCAAGAAGAUCGAGGUCACUUCAAAAUUCAUUCGCUAUAAGAUUGACGAUAUGACCUCGCAGCCGAUUGGUGCCCUUGAGGAUGUUGAUGAGGAGAACGGUACGCAGUUGGUGACGGUCGGGGCCUACGUGAAGGCGUUCGGUGUCCUCCAGUGUUCGGGUGGAGCCAAUAUUCUAAAGAUCGCGUGCAUCCACCCGCUGAAAAACAUGAAUGAGCUCACCAUCCAUAUUGUGGAGACGGUGAAUGCACAUAUGAUUCUGGGAAAAUCCUACCCAGUCUAUAUUGGGCAGAGGAUUGCGUCCGAGACGGAGCCAGCCAUGGCGAGCGCCACCGGUGGCCGGAAUGAGGCCAGCGGCCGCGAGAGCGAUGAGGACAGCAGCGGCAACCAGAGCAGCGACCAGGAGUGCAGCAGCAAUGAGAGCAGCCAGGAGGGAAGCAGCCAUGAGAACAGUGGCAUUCUAAAGUCUCCUCGCGAGUCCACCCACGUGGAGGAGGUGCUACAUUUGAUUCACAAGUGCACUCUCAUGGAGGGCAAGAGUUUCAGCGAUCUGCAGAGAGAGCUUCCCAGCCUGACCGCUGAGAAUCUCCAGCAAGCCAUCAAGCAUCUGAUCGGUGAGGGCCACAUCCACACCACUGCCGAUGCUGAGCACUUCACAUGUGCCGUCUGA
Molecule: messenger RNA, 732 nt
Organism: Dipodomys ordii (Ord's kangaroo rat)
Lineage: Eukaryota; Metazoa; Chordata; Mammalia; Rodentia; Heteromyidae
Product: replication protein A 30 kDa subunit-like
Exons: 1
Coding region: 1-732 (243 amino acids)
Biological process (GO): nucleotide-excision repair; DNA replication; double-strand break repair via homologous recombination
Cellular component (GO): site of double-strand break; DNA replication factor A complex; chromosome, telomeric region
Source: RefSeq, a predicted model, not a curated record